GUUUAGUAAAAUAAGAAUAUUUCUUGUACAUUUCAAUCAUAAGUAGAUAUGGCUAAAUUUAACUCUCAGAUUACUACGCUAUUCAUUGUUGUAGCUUUGGUGUGUGGAUUUGUUCCAGCUUUCUCAGUCGAAGAAGCUGAAGCAAAUUUAUUGUGGAAUACUUGUCUUGUUAAAAUCACUCCUAAGUGUGCGUUAGAUAUAAUUGUUGUUGUCUUCGAAAAUGGAACAAUGCCUGAUCCUUGUUGCAACGAUCUCGUCAAAGAAGGAAAAGUGUGUCACGAUACGCUUAUUAAAUAUAUUGCAGAUAAACCCAUGUUAAUUGCUCACGAAACAGAAUACUUGAAGAAGAGUGUUGACUUGUCGAAACAUUGUGUCUCAAUCUCCAAAAGUGCUUGAAAUGUAUAUUGCGUGUACUAUUUUCACCCUAUAAAUUGAUAUUUUUCUGUUGUUAUAGUUUUCUUCACACAAGCCUUUAUAUUUUAACAUAACAACA
This is a messenger RNA of Arabidopsis thaliana (thale cress), 493 nucleotides long. RefSeq names its product inhibitor/lipid-transfer protein/seed storage 2S albumin superfamily protein (DUF784). The record is from RefSeq and is marked reviewed. Lineage: Eukaryota; Viridiplantae; Streptophyta; Magnoliopsida; Brassicales; Brassicaceae. The transcript has a single exon. Gene Ontology annotation, cellular component: extracellular region. The coding region runs from base 49 to 396 and encodes 115 amino acids.